Brassicogethes aeneus is the source of this 774-nucleotide messenger RNA. The record is from the annotation of a GenBank genome assembly. NCBI's taxonomy places the organism in Eukaryota, Metazoa, Arthropoda, Insecta, Coleoptera, Nitidulidae.
CAUCAUUGCUGGGGUGAAUUCUGUCAAAAGUUGUCUUUUGAGCGACUUUCCACGCUUUAUUUGCCGUUAAAACCGCCAAAAGUAGUUUUCGUUGUCGUAUUGUUGUAAAUUUUAAUUAUAAUGUCGGGAAUCGCUUCCGCCAGAUUAGCCGAAGAAAGAAAAGCGUGGAGAAAAGAACAUCCCUUCGGAUUUGUGGCAAAACCUGUAAAAAACCCUGACGGCUCCUUGAACCUUAUGAACUGGGAAUGUUCGAUUCCCGGUAAAAAAGGCACGCCCUGGGAGGGCGGCCACUACAAGCUGCGCAUGAUUUUCAAAGAGGAUUACCCCAGCAGUCCCCCAAAGUGCAAAUUCGAACCGCCGCUCUUCCAUCCCAACGUCUACCCAUCCGGCACCGUUUGCUUAUCGCUAUUAGACGAGGAAAAAGACUGGAGACCUGCCAUCACAGUUAAACAAAUUUUACUCGGCAUACAAGACUUACUCAACGAACCCAACGUGAAGGACCCCGCUCAAGCCGAAGCGUACACUAUUUAUUGUCAAAAUCGUCUCGAGUACGAAAAGAGGGUGAGAGCACAAGCGAGGGCAAUGAGCCAACCUGACGUUUAAAACUGAAUUAAAUAAAUCCAUCAUUUUUAUUAUCUUUGUGUUAUAUGUAUGUUAAAUUAUUGUUUUAUUAAAAUAAAAUAAGUAACUGCAUCCAUAAAUUCACGUCUGCAUGCAUAUUUUAUUUCUCUUCACUAUCAACAACUUUCCAAAAUUUUUUGUUUCUUUUAAUUC